UGAGAAGUUUUCCUUGACUCUGGAAAUAAUCAUCUCUGAAGUAACAACUGCAUCCACAAGCUAUAUCCACAAUAUGUCUUGCCAAUAUCACCCCUGGCAACAAAGAGAAAUCUUCUGUUCAACAAACUACAUGGAGGUGUCUGUGGAAAGAGGAGCACCCGACAUUGAUGCCCAAGGAGAUCAGUCUCAUGACUGGUUUGAUGCCUUUCCAGAUACUAUUACUGCUGCAUCGGACAUCUGGCAAGUGGUCUUUCACUCUCCUGUCAAGAAGAACAUGACUGUUACUGAAGCUUUCCAGCUUGGCUAUGGGCUUAAUACAACUGAAUCUCGGUUGUUGCUUAGAGCACCUUUUGAAACUGCUGAAUCUGAGACAUCUGUGGUUGCAGGAAUCCCAACAACUUAUGUCAGAUCAACUACCUUCUACAGGCAAAGUUGGAUGCUCCUUAUGGUAGAUACUGCAGUAGCUUGUCCAACUGGUGGCACAAGGGUUGCAGACCAAUCCCUUUUAUGGAGUGUUCCACUGCAGUAUCCUGCUCUGGUUGCCUAUCCAGAUUCGUUUAAAACUGUAUCUGUUACUAUGGGAGCUAAUGGAGUUUUGCUCGACCCAGAGACGUUAUCAAGGAGUCCCUACAAAUUGAUCACUAAUGAAACGCAUAUCACAAUUCAAGUUCCUGUGGGAGCUGAAGGGGGCUACAUAGAGAGUGAAGUUGAAGAUGGAGAGUAUGGCAUAGUGUACACCAUUGAUCUUAUGUUGGAACAUGUGUGGAAAGAUGAUGCCUGGGACUUAUCCAAGCACACAGUAAUCCAUCCUGUCUCUACACUGUUCUUUCCCUUGCCACUUAUUGUAAAAAUUGAAACUGACGUGGAGACGGAGGCCUUUGUGGUAACAAUUGGAAACAUUUUUCCUGAUGCAUAUUUGGAGUCUGUCUGCAUUGGUACUUCAGAGUACCAAGUGGAGGAUUUAAUAAAACAUGGAAUGAUUGGGAAGACAACCUAUCCCAACAGAACAAUAAGUUACACACUGACUAUACCGUUUCAUAUCCCUGAUGUCGCUAAAGAGUCUUUGCGCACCCUUUCGACCACAUACGUACUGGAUGCUGUCUUCAACUUCUGUGUUGGACCAAAAAACAACCUAUACAGUAAAGCUGUUGCAGUACGGUUUGAUCUUAAAGAUGUAGAACUACUACCUUCGGUUGGUUACUGUGAUGAAAAUAACUUAAAUCUUGUAAUCCCUAAUGAGAAGAUUGGCCAGUUAUGGGUUCCUUUUGUGAAUAACCUGCCAUUAAAUGAUGACCUUGCAUCUCAGCUUGGUAUUCAAGAGAUGAAUAAUGAAACACACUUCUGGGUUAAAGUGCCUUUGUCCAGCGCUGGUGCUAUUUAUGAGGUGAUCACUCUUGAAGGCAUAACUGCGAAGUUCAGCAUUACCGCAAAGAACCGCAAGACAUUGGCAACCAUGGGAAGUUUCUCUGUCUCCUGCAACUUCACCCUCCGAGAUUUGAUAGUUUGUAUUCCAAAUGGCAGCAUCAUUGUCACUGCCUCAGAGAAUACCCUUCCAACAAUAGAUCUGGGAAUGACUACCCUCAAGGAUGAGGGUUGCACACCUAUUGCGUACAAUGAGAAAUUUGCAAUCUUCAACUUCCAGCUCGAUAGCUGUGGUACAACAGGAAGGUUUCAAGACCACUACAUAAUCUAUGAAAAUGAAAUUCACAACAAGAAGAAAAUACUAAGAUCUGAUGUUGCAGUUAUAACCAGUGACCCACGUUAUCGGUUAACAGUGUUGUGCAAGUACCGCAGGAAUUCAACAAUUCAGCAGUACAUGCCUGCAUAUGGCUCCAUUGUGGCACCACAUCUACCUUCCAACAGCGGCCCAAGAGCAAAACGAUCCCGACAGAUUUUGGAUCUUCAUGUCAGACUGUCGAGAGAUAUGAAAUACACAGACUUCUACAGAGAUGAAGAGUAUCCAUUUGAAAAGAACCCGAAAGAUCCUUUGUUUUUUGAGGUGGCGCUCAAACAGGAGAAUACCAGUGUUGAAUUGUCAUUGGAGACCUGUUGGUUGUCUAAUUCAACUGGGUUUGAUAGCAAACAUAAAUGGAGCAUUUAUGAAAAAGGAUGUGAAGUCCAGAGUGCAGAGUAUCUUACGAUAGCUCAUCCAGUGUCAACUGCUCAAGUGAAACGGUUUGAGGUCUUGCUAUUCCCAUCUGUAGACAGCACAUUGAAAGGUCCUGUGUAUCUUCACUGUAUGGUUAUGGUCUGUGAUGCCAGUAUAUAUAAAGAUUCAAGUGACCUUUGCAUGAAGCAGUGUGAGAUGGGACAUGAAUUGGCAAGUUAUGAAUCCAAACAGUAUUUUAACCUUCAGGGAUAUGUGUCAUUAGGACCAGUAUUGUUGGCCCAAUCAACUGCAUCGGCUCCUGAAAGAAGUGUAACAGAGCAAGGCAACGACUCCUAUAGAAUCUGGAUGUGGUUGAUAAUGGGAUCUGCUGUUGUACUCUUUGCAAUUGCUGCUCGUUAAAGUGUACAUCUGAAUAAAACAAAUUCACAAUCAGUCUGUCUCAAAUGCUUAAACUGGUUGGUAAACCUUUUCUAUAAAUUAGACUUCAUGCUUCUACAUAUAGAUGGAUUUCCAUUUGCAGGAGUCCAAAGGUUUUAUUGGUCCCUGCUCUGUUUAGGCCAAUGUGUAGCCAUUUGGAUCACCUUCC
Polyodon spathula (Mississippi paddlefish) is the source of this 2696-nucleotide messenger RNA. RefSeq lists its product as uncharacterized. Lineage: Eukaryota; Metazoa; Chordata; Actinopteri; Acipenseriformes; Polyodontidae. Bases 74 to 2509 code for a protein of 811 amino acids. The record is from RefSeq and is a predicted model, not a curated record. The transcript is spliced from 19 exons.